UUUAAGCCUGCAACCAGAAUCGCAUCCACGAUAUAAAUACCGCCUGGACAGCUGGACCUAACCCUUGGCUUUCAUUCUUUAUUUUCUGCUCACCUCCUUUUAAGAGAGGGCUUUGCUUUGUGCGCACCUCUUUUUAAGAGAGGCUCUUUCUAAGAGAGGGCGAGAGAAGUGUUGAAGCUACGAUACUGGACGUAUCGGCGGGUAAGUUCGAUUUUCCGACGAUGCCCGCUGCUUUUCCAGCGGGUUGUAAAAGCUCGGGGCUUCGGAUCUUCAAUUUUCUGGCCAAUAUUCAGUCCGUCUAGGCCUUUCUUUGCCAAAUCCAGAACGGCUAAUAUUUCUUGCCUACCCUGACUCCUUUUCUCUCGAUUUAGCCCUUUCUCAGGGCUCCAUCAGGGCAGACUCGAUCUCUGUGUUUUGGGCUAUUUAAAGGAACAGUCGGGGAUCGGAUUAUUUUGCGAUGUGAUUGAGGGCGAUUUAGGGCUUUUUGCUUCCCGAUCCAGUAUUUUCCGGCCAGAAUUCUGACGAUAUAGGGUUUUAUAUAAGCUGGAACCAUGUUUCUGCUUGACUGGUUUUAUGGUGUUCUUGCUUCCUUAGGGUUGUGGCAGAAAGAGGCCAAGAUCCUUUUUCUGGGUCUUGACAACGCUGGAAAGACUACUCUCCUUCAUAUGUUGAAGGAUGAGAGAUUGGUACAACACCAACCUACCCAGUAUCCAACAUCAGAAGAACUAAGCAUUGGAAAAAUUAAGUUCAAAGCAUUUGAUUUGGGGGGUCAUCAGAUCGCCAGGAGAGUGUGGAAAGAUUACUAUGCAAAAGUGGAUGCGGUGGUCUACUUAGUGGAUGCAGCUGACAAGGAGAGGUUUGCAGAAUCGAAGAAGGAGCUUGACGCGCUCCUCUCCGAUGACUCGUUAGCUGCAGUUCCCUUUCUUGUAUUGGGCAACAAGAUUGAUAUUCCCUAUGCCGCCUCUGAAGAUGAGCUUCGCUACUAUCUCGGCCUCACGAAUUUCACCACUGGCAAGGGCAAAGUAGUCCUUUCUGACUCCAAUGUCCGACCCCUUGAGGUCUUCAUGUGCAGCAUUGUCCGCAAGAUGGGAUAUGGAGAUGGUUUCAAGUGGUUGUCCCAAUACAUCAAGUAGAGUGAGAGUGAGACUAGAGUGAGUGCCCAAUACAUCAAUUAGAGUGAGACUGAGGGUGAGAGUGAGUGAGAGAGAAUACAUCAAGUAGAUAGGAGUGUGUCCCAAUACAUCAAGUAGAUAGAGUGAGUGAGAGAGAUGUCCCAAUACAUCAAGUAGAGUGAGUGAGAGAGAUGAGAGAGUAGAGAUAGAGAGAGAGCUUGGCGUAGCUGCUGAACAAAAGUAACCUUCUGGCUGAGCCCUUUCUUAAUCUCAUCUUGGUUGGUAGAAGAACUCCGGUUUUUUUACGGUUGGUGGAAGAACUCUGGUUUUUUUUACCUAUGUCCAAAACAGACAGAUAAAAAUGAUGAUAAUUCUCUAUUUAAUUAAUCCUGGGUGUAAAGUGAAGGUGUAAUUUUAAUUGGAUUUGAGCUCGUCUCUGUCUCACUUCUUUAA
Messenger RNA from Amborella trichopoda, 1565 nucleotides. Lineage: Eukaryota; Viridiplantae; Streptophyta; Magnoliopsida; Amborellales; Amborellaceae. The record is from RefSeq and is a predicted model, not a curated record.